ACUGAUCGAUGCAGCUUCUUGUAUCCAUCUACUAGUAGCACUUCUAAUAUUAAACGGAUGAAAAAUGGUCGAAGUUCGAUAUCUUUUUCUUGCGCUAGGAACGCAUCUAUCGUGGGGUCUCUAUCACCCCGUCGUGCGGUACUUGGAGACAGUUACAGGGAUGCACAUCGUCUACAUCCUCGGCAGUGCGCAUUUGCUUUCCGGUACUGUAAACGCUCUCUGCAUGUUAUGCCAGACAGGAAAAAUAUUUCGAGUCCAUUUGAUGUUGAUUCACUAGCUCUAGGCCUUCGGUGAACUAGAGAAUAUACCAAAGUAGACUGUUAUCGGCAACUAACAAUUACUUAGAGGACGGACGAUCUCUUUGGAGCUAGAAGAAGUUCUUAAAUGCAUUCAAUGUGGUUAUUUGUAGUUAUGUUUUCAUGUGUGUUGUGCUGCGGAGCUAAUGAGGAGACGAACCCUGCGGAGAAGCCAAAAGAUACAAAAACGGCUUCAACGAAUACUAUUGCGAGUGGUGAAUCAGAGUCGACGUCUGGUUUCACCGCAAAAAAAUGUUGGUACGGGGUUUCAUAUGGUCUCUUAUCGCUGGCAAGAGCGCUGACCAACAUGGCGAGUGCGGCUGUCAUUAUCGCCUUCUACGUCCAAUCCGUGUCCUUGCUAAAUCCGUACGUGGUCGCGCUGUUGUCCUUCUGUCUGCUCGGCGAGCGCAAGCUGCCUCGAGGGUUCAUGCUCUCUUGCGCAUUGUGCGUUUGCGGAUCUUUUCUCGUCAUCGCGGGUGAGAACAUCGUUAAAGGUCGGACGAGUUCGGGUCUUCUACGUAGGAUGUCGGAGGACUCAACAACAGAAAAUGAGCUGAGGACACAGAUAGGAGCAGAAGUUCCAGCUCGUGAAGACGUAGGAGCAGAAGUUCGAGAAGCUGCUAGAUCUUCUUCCUCAUCAGGAACGUUAAGAAUCGCAUCCCUGACAAGGGUCCAGAUGUCGAGCACCAAAAAAAUUCAGAAAAACGACUUUCCAACUCGUGCGGAAGAUCCUGCAGACGUCGCAGAACACCAGCAUCUUGAAGAACGCCAGACAUUACCGUUACGUCGACGCGCACUGCCUCCCUCUGAUCACGCACGUCCAACGGGCCGUGUUUUGACUGCAGAACCUGACGAAAAUGCACUCUUUGCGAUGUGGAAAAGGGAAUACCAGAAAAGAAACAAGAUUCAGAAUAGUGGUCAUCAAGCAGCCUUAUUGAAUUCAGGAGCAGCAGGCGAAGGAAAGAAUAGUCGCGAUUUUGAGCUCUUCGAGCAGUGGAAGAAGGAACAUAGAAGUAGUAUUUCUUCAAACGGAGUCCUCGGAGCACGAACAAAUGAGAAAGGCAAAGAAACACUGAAGCCACAGAACAAGAACAUUGACAUGCUGAGCACGACACCUGCAGGCCGUCCAAGUAAGCCAGCACAGCUGGAUCCGAACGACCCUCAAAACAUUCUGAUCGGCGUAUCAUUGCAGGUGAUUUCAAUUUUGUUGUCGGGGCUCAUGCGCAUCGGCAUGAAAGCGACGGCCCGUGUCGGUAUCACAAAGCGGGAGCUUCAGGCAUAUCAGAAUGUCUCCAAUUUUGUACCCCUUCUCUGUGCUAGUUGGAUUCUUGAGGGGUGGCAGAAAACGGAUAGGGAACUUCUCAACGAUGCAGAGACGAGGAGACUCACUGCAUCGAAAAAUGGGAUUCCGAUCGUGACGCACUUCGUGAAAGCAAUAGGUGGUGGUUCUCUCCGUGGAUGGCUUGUCUUUCAAGACCUUAGCCUAUACGAAAUCGGCCUUUUUCUAGUUUUUGCUCUUGUGGUUUUUUAUUGGGCGAAUAUGGGCCAGAUUGAAGCCGUUCGGGGUUUGGGACCGACGCUGUACUCCUCCUUCCAACCGUUGCGAAUGCUGUCAUCCAUAGUCGGAAGCUACCUCAUUAUGAAGGAGGAAGUCGAGGUGUGGCUCAGCUGGCUUGGGAUCGCAAUUUUGUGCAUCACACUUUCUUGCUAUUUUGGUUUGCAGGUGAAAAGCAGCACGAACAGUGGCUCUUCCGCGUCUUCGUCCACUACUUCAUCUGCAGACGAGAGAAAUGUUCUAUUACGAAGAACGAAGAUUGAGUAGAAAAUAUUAGUUGUAGCUUUCCAUGAUCGUACGGGAUACUGAUUGAUCGAUAUUGACGAUUCCGCCAAGGGGAAGCAUUAUACAUAGUGGUUGAUAACGAGAGUUUUAAGGUGAAAGUCGUGACUUAAACAGGACAAUAAAAUAGCAUAGUCAAGCAGGGUUAGCUUCUGGGAGUUGUGAUUAUGUGAUGAAGCAUCAUACUGCGAACCCACGACCGCUAAUUAGAGGAACGGUUACAGAUGCUUCCAAAGAAAACCUUGAAAAUGGAGGAUUGGAGGCAGGUGUCGAAAUGACCUACGACCAGCAAUCAGGUGGUUCCACUUUGAUUACGGCUGUUGCAAAAGCAUCAGCAGCGCGAUUCUUGGCCAUAUUUUUUUCUAGGAAAAGACUAAGGCAAGGAUGGCGCUUACUAUACUAGGGAUGCGUUUUUACUGAGGUAGUUCUAAUCCAAAGACGAAAAAGAUACGGACGACACGAUCAAUUCUGGGCGGGCUGGGGUCAAGGAAAAGUUCAGAUACCAGCCGUGCAGCUUUUCACGCAUUGGUUGUGGACGAAUCGACGACACUGGGCGUGGGAGUAAUGAAUUACCAGAAAUUAUGCGCGACCACAUUGCUUUCUCCACAACCAUUUUUGGCGCCCUUUUCGUUAUCUAGUAUGGAAGUAAUAGGAAUCGCCAAAAAUGUGACGCCCCGAGAGAUGUAAUGUCGUAACUUCUAAAAAAAGCAGACGCAGCAGUUGUAGGUCGUACGGCUAGUGGUCGUGGUCAUACUGCCACGUCGCCCGCUGAAUAAUUAAUGCAGUUUCUGUGACAACUUCGUAGUGCAAAAAUUGAAUUGGAUUUUGAUAUUUUUGUCAAAGAAAGAAUGGAUUCAAGCUACUGGAGCUGAAGCAUUCAGCUGCAUUUUUAUGGAUGCAGGAGCUUUCUUACUGGUGCC
Molecule: messenger RNA, 3053 nt
Organism: Amoebophrya sp. A25
Lineage: Eukaryota; Dinophyceae; Syndiniales; Amoebophryaceae
Source: the annotation of a GenBank genome assembly